Messenger RNA from Williopsis jadinii, 2517 nucleotides. RefSeq lists its product as uncharacterized. The record is from RefSeq and is a predicted model, not a curated record. Lineage: Eukaryota; Fungi; Ascomycota; Saccharomycetes; Phaffomycetales; Wickerhamomycetaceae. The transcript has a single exon. Bases 1 to 2517 code for a protein of 838 amino acids.
AUGAGGUCUACGAGGCGGGUGACGACGGCUUUCUUGCUAAAGGAUCCCACGAAUACGAUCUCUGAUGGGAUACGGCCGCAGAUCCCACAAGUUCGGGUUCCAAACUCUUGCCAACAGAUCACUGAGUUGUUCAGUAACCAACACCAUGAUUGGGAAGCUUUGAGAAGUGUGAUACGAAAUGUCCCCAUCGAAGAGAGGUGGAACAAGAGAUGUUCCUUUGGCUCGUUUGUUGAGGUGAUAAAGGAUGAUAGUGUACGAGUUGGCAUAGUUACACGGCCACAGACCGGCCUGUUUUCGAAUACAGCCAUUUCUAUGGUCACAGCUGAAGGUGAUUCUGUAGAGUUUCAAGCUCAUGAAGUCUCUUUCCAUUUAGCAGGUCUAUUUGACAAGGAUACGCUGACAGAGGACGAAAUCCCGCUUCUAAUAUCAAACUUCAUGAGUGCAUCCAUAAGUCUUUUAAAAACACAUCAACAUUUGAUGCCUGUUAUCCAGGCGUGGUAUACAAAGGACUCACGGUCUGUUGAACUUGAUCUACUUUCGGUGCUUUCAUCCGUGCUAUUCCACUCAGGAAAGAGUAAGACACAGCAGGAGUGUCUCCUAUAUGCAAUUCAUAUGUAUAUUUGUUCCGAUCCUUUCAAUUUCAGAGUGCAACAGAAGUUAACGAAGCCCUUACUGUACUCUAUGACAAGUGAUUCCAUUCCGAUGACUUACUACUUUGCCAAUUCGAUGGACCUUGCAGAAGAUCUCAGGGAAGUGUCUCUGUUCGAAUAUCAAAUACUUGACGGCUUCAACUCCUGUUUGAAACAACUUGAUAACCAAGAGUCAAACAUAUUGCAAAAGUAUAAAGAAGCUAUGGAAAAAGACGAUGCCGGUUUCCUCGACAUUAACAUGAUUGUGACUUUCUUGAUGUAUUAUAAAAUAUACCCUCAUCCAUCACUGUCAUUCACGGUUUCACGUCUCUUAGGUAACGAAUUGCCUUGUUCCUCAAGUGGUGUGUCUCAAGCACUUGAACGUAUCGGGGUGUCAGACACAAUCUUUCCAUCAGAAAUACAAUACGAGCCGGAACCAACGUUGCUGAAAGAUAAUAUGAAACACAUCAGAGUUACAAAUACAUCAAAGGUGUACCUUCUUCCUUCAGAAAAGCUGGAGAAUUUGGGUCUCGACAUGUAUUCUGAACUUGGCAUCAGUCUGGAAAAGGAAAGAGAUUUUUGGAUGUUCAAUAUCCAUGUGCCUGAUGUUGGCUCACAAGUUCCGCAUAUCUCUAAAUCUAUUGGAGAUGUUUUGCAAAGAGUUAGUGAUGUUGAUCUUCAUACGAAAACUGAUUCCUUGUUUUCCCAUGACACGCUCAAGAGCCUUGCAUUUCAUAAGGACAAAGAAUGUCUUGCAUUCACAAUUUCUAUCAAGUAUCCACUUGGUACGGAUAAGCCCUGGUACAAGACAUCAACCACAGUGAGACUUGAAAGGCUAGUCAAUGUCCAAUACGUUCCACUCCAUGAUUUGAACGAACUAUGGAGAUCACGAUUCCCAAUUUUCAGUGAGCUCUUGAGUAUAUUCAUGUCCAACGAUUUUAGGACGCUAGAGUCUAAUGACCGGAAUAUACUGUUGAAUAUGAUUAACAUGAUUGACUACUGGUGUCUGAAGAGAGGGUAUGAAUGUUCGAUGGAUCAGCAUUUUACUAAAAGACCGGUAUCUUCAAGUUUCCAGUUCAUCGAAGGGGAGUACUCAAGUAACUUCCUGGACUAUGUUAAGCUAGAGCUUAGCACAAUUGCAUCGCAUCAUCUUCUGCAGUUCUCUUCGAAGCACAGCAUCCCCCAAAUAAUUCAGACGCAAGACGUAUUACCUCCUCUGGAAGACACUUUCCGAGUUCAAGCUUCUAAUCUUGUCAUCCCACAGUACGAUGCGCAUGGAUACAAUGAGCUCACGUUCUCGAAAGAUUCAUCAGGUUUGACUCCAAUCUCAAAUUAUCUGGCUGCUAUCUCUUUCCUUUCACCUGUAAAAGUUGGAACCACCACUGGGCCAUACGCAUCUCUUGGGCUUGAGGAUGGAUUUUGCGACAUUACAACCACAUUGAGUGAUCUUGAAUCAAUUGCUAAUCAAUGGCAAAUCAUCAGCUAUCUCCAAUCACAGUUUGUUGCUUCGCAGAGUGAUUAUAAAAUGGGCGUGUCCAGACUCUUCAUGAAGGGGUUUAAAAUGAAAUCCUCCUCUGAACUCCAAAGGUUCUACGAUAUCAAUAUAAGGCCUGCAAAAGAAGCCAAUGCCGAUUUACAACAAAGAGCUCGUAAGAACGCAAUUCUACGAGCUCUGAGAUCUGAGGACGAGGAAUCCUGGGUCUUCUUCAAAUGCAUUGUCCUGAGACAUUCGAAAUUCCCAGCACCUGCGAAGGCAUAUUGCUCCGAUUUAGGGAUUGAAGUUGAUGUUCUACUGUCUCAGGAAUUACCAGAGGUUCAUUGUGGUGAUCAUUUAAUCUGUAAUAAGGUGGUUUCUCUUACGAACGAUGAGUUGUGGUUACAAGUUUAA